Molecule: messenger RNA, 798 nt
Organism: Haliotis rufescens (red abalone)
Lineage: Eukaryota; Metazoa; Mollusca; Gastropoda; Lepetellida; Haliotidae
Product: RRP15-like protein
Exons: 5
Coding region: 17-775 (252 amino acids)
Biological process (GO): maturation of 5.8S rRNA; maturation of LSU-rRNA
Cellular component (GO): preribosome, large subunit precursor
Source: RefSeq, a predicted model, not a curated record
CACUUCCGGGAUAAACAUGGCCCACGUGAGAGUUCAAGAAAAUUUCUCAGAAUCAGAUUCUGACUCUAUUAAAGAAGAGAUAUCGACCGAUGAUGGAGAUGACGCCAAGAUUGACAACACCAAAGCCGAUGGCGCUCUACCUCCUUCUGGUCUGGCAGACGUCAUGGCAGCCAUUCUGACCAAGACUGUUCAGAAGAAGGGUGCAGUUAUUCUUGCUAAAGGUCAGACAGAUAAAGAAAUCCGUGUUCGAAAGAGAAAGAGAGACAAAGAAGAAGGGAAAGUUAUUGAAGAUGACAGUGAUUCUGAUGUUGAGAACAAAAGAGAAAAAUUUGAAAAGAGAAGAGAGUGGAAUAACAUGUUUCGAGUGAAACCAGAUCCGCUGGAAAGAAUCAGGGAACGCCGUUUACAGAGAAUUGCAACACGGGGUGUGGUCCAGCUAUUCAAUGCUGUCCGUCAGCAACAGAAGGUUUUGGAGGAGAAACUCACAGAAGCUGGGUCAUCCAUUAAGAAAAGUGAAAAAGUGAUGGGGUCCAUGACUAAAGGAAAAUUCCUCGACAUGCUGAAAGGCUCCACACCUUCAUUGUUGGAGGACUCAAAGAAAGUUAUAAAGAAAGAACCGACAUUGAAAAAAGAAGAGGAGUCCGCCAAGUGGAAGAUUUUAAGGGACGAUUUCAUGAUGGGAGCCAAGAUGAAGGACUGGGACAGGAACGACGGCAGCAGUGACGAGGAGGCGGAUGGGGGAGGAGGGGAUACAGACUUGUCUGAUAGCGAAUGAAGAAAUAAACCUAUGUGAUUGUA